UUUUUGUGUCUCCCUUUGCAGAGCAUUGCACAUCCUUUUCUGGAAUAUGCUUUCGUGAAAUCCGUCGGAUCACUCCGGUAGCUAAUAUCAGUAUAAACUAGCCUACUGUAGUUUGUAAGAAUGAGUGUGCAGUGGAUUCAUAACCCGGUACCGGGGAGACACGGACACAAGCGCUUUGACACAGACGAGCCCGUGAGCAGAUGUCCGCGGCUCAGCGAGUCUUCAGCUGAUGCUGGUCUCCUGGGUUCCUCUCCGGGAUCUCCGGUGAGCGGAGCUCCUCUGAGCGUCACCUCAGCCCAUCAGGGUCCCGCUCGCAUCGGCCAGUUCCUGCUGGUGCCCCUGACCGACCGACCGGGGGUGCACAGCGCUUUAGACAUGGACACAGGAGAGGAACUGCUCUGCAAGGUGUUUGAUAUGGGCCAAUAUCAGGAGAAAAUAAGAGCCUACAGCAUGCUGUCAAAUCAUAAGAACGUUGCACAGAUCAAAGACAUAGUUCUUGGGGAGUGCAAAGCCUAUGUUUUCCAAGAGAAGGAUUUUGGUGACAUGCACACCUUUGUGAAGAGCAGCAAGAGGCUUCCUGAAGACCUGGCUUCCAAGCUUUUCUACCAGGUGGUGUCUGCAGUGAACCACUGCCACCAGGUUGGCAUCGUUUUGGGGGACCUCAAGCUUCGCAAGUUUGUGUUCUCAGAUGAGAAAAGGACCCAUUUGAAAUUAGAGGGUCUGGAGGACUGCCAUAUUCUGUGUGGAGAGGACGACUCGAUGUUCGACACGCAUGGCUGCCCUGCGUACGUGAGUCCGGAGAUUUUGAACGGCGGCGGGUGUUACUCGGGCAAGCAGGCGGACGCGUGGAGCCUCGGUGUCAUGCUGUACACAAUUUUGGUGGGCCGCUACCCUUUCCACGACCCGGACCCCGCAACCCUGUUCUCUAAGAUUCGACGGGGCACAUAUUGCCUUCCCGAUGGACUGUCUUUAAGGGCGCGCUGCCUACUUCGCAGUCUGCUCAGAAAGGACCCCGGCGAGAGACUGACCACCGCAGAGGUCCUCAUUCACCCAUGGUUCCACAGCCAAACGCUGGACACAGGAAACGCAGAACAGGAAGUUAACCUCAGAGAACAGACAGUGCCCCAGAUAGAAAUGGAGCAGGGUGAGGAUCUUUUCUCCUGAGGAAACCCAAUAUAGCUUGAAUAUGGACCAAAACUGUUCGUUGUCUCGGUGGGUUUUUGUUUAUGAUUUGGUUUCUUAUACAGAUUUUGUAAUAGAUUCAGAAGUAUACACUCAUUCAAAGUACUGUAUCAUCUAUGUCAGCUUGAAGGACAGUGCGCACAACAGCCAGUGUAUUUUGAAGUCGUUUGGUGCUAUAGUGAACCAUUCUUGUGCUGUAUGACGUGAGUGAGACUGGGCAUUAUGGGUCAUGUGAUAAUGAGAGAAUGUGAGAAGUGAGAAUGUCAGCAUGGUGACUAACCUUGGCCUAUGGGCCAGACCUGUGGCUUCACUCUUAUGCUGUCAAAACGAACCGUGCAGGUUGACUCACCCAUUGAAUACCACAGCAGCAAAGGUACAUGUCUGCUUUGAUAGGAGGAGAAUGGCCGUUCAAACGUUAAAUGUCAGUUAUUGACCCUUAAAACUCUGUGUCAUACAGAUUCUUAAAUUCAGGGAAUUACCAAUAAAUGUUCAGAAUGAGCCUCAGGACAGACACAACCCGUUACAGACAGAUACAAAGUGUUCAUUCAUCCUGCUGUACCCUGAUCUCUCUAGUCCUUCUAGUCACAGUUUCCUUACUUGAAUCCAAGGGAUCCUCAUAAAAGCAUGAGACUUCAGUAUGGCAGGCCAGUUCAUACUGCGGGUAAGAUAUGAUGACUCAACAGCUGGGCGUUGGUGUAAUGAAGAGGAUAGGGCUAUGAACCUCACUAUGACUGUAUGCAUAUCUUCACUCUCACUUUAAAGUAAAGAGAACAGUUGUACAAUAGCACUACUGUAAGGGUGGAGUGUCUUCUAAAGGUCUGUUUUCUACUACCCUCGUGCUGGGGGUUGUAUGUUACCUCUGAAUCCAAGCAUAAUGGAGACAUGCAACGUUUAUGGUUUGUGAAAGGCUCUUUAUAAGCAAAGGCUGGAGGGUAUGCAAGAUGUCUGUCUCAUGCAUGCAGCACAUGGGGAAAGCUGACACGAGUCCACAGAGUUCAUAUUGCACUGUGAAUUAUGUAUUUGUGACACAAACCCCAAGGCUUGACCAUGAGGGUUUAAUAGUUAAAAUUCAUUGUAGAAAUGAGCAUGUGUAAAUAUGUACAUGUUAAGUGUGUGAACAAAAUUGAAUAAAGAUUACUCUCUUAUUUA
Molecule: messenger RNA, 2331 nt
Organism: Rhinichthys klamathensis goyatoka
Lineage: Eukaryota; Metazoa; Chordata; Actinopteri; Cypriniformes; Leuciscidae
Gene: trib1
Product: tribbles pseudokinase 1
Exons: 3
Coding region: 121-1164 (347 amino acids)
Biological process (GO): positive regulation of proteasomal ubiquitin-dependent protein catabolic process; regulation of MAP kinase activity; protein phosphorylation
Cellular component (GO): nucleus
Molecular function (GO): mitogen-activated protein kinase kinase binding; protein kinase activity; ATP binding
Source: RefSeq, a predicted model, not a curated record